This is a messenger RNA of Penicilliopsis zonata CBS 506.65, 1533 nucleotides long. RefSeq lists its product as hypothetical. The transcript has 5 exons. The coding region runs from base 1 to 1533 and encodes 510 amino acids. NCBI's taxonomy places the organism in Eukaryota, Fungi, Ascomycota, Eurotiomycetes, Eurotiales, Aspergillaceae. The record is from RefSeq and is a predicted model, not a curated record. Gene Ontology annotation, molecular function: transmembrane transporter activity. Gene Ontology annotation, biological process: transmembrane transport.
AUGUCGAUCCCUACUAGGAUGUGUGUAAGCCUACUCCUCUCAACCUUGGAGACUACUAUCGUUAGUACGGCUCUUGUUUCAAUCACAAAUGCCUUGGAUGGCUUCUCUCGACGAGACUGGAUAGUCACAUCGUAUCUGCUCACCUAUACGGGCUUUCUUACGAUCUACGCCAAAUUCAGUGACAUCUUCGGCAGAAAGGUUCUCUUCCUGCUGGGUAUCGGUAUUUUUGUUGUAUUUUCGAUAUUAUGUGGCGUGAGCCAGUCCAUCCUGACCUUGAUCGUACUCCGGGCUUUUCAAGGAUUGGGGGCAUCUGGGAUCUACUCUAUGGUCAUGGUCAUCACCCCGCAAGUUGUGCCCCGUACUGAAGUGGCUAAAUACAUGGCGAUAAUGUCCUCGGUCUUUGCCCUAUCAAGUAUCCUAGGGCCAGUUCUAGGGGGUAUCAUCACUGCCCACCCGGAGAGUUGGCAAUGGGUGUUUUAUCUCAACGGCCCGGUUGGAGCGAUAGCUUUCUUGUUGAUCGUGAUAUUCCUCCCCUCGACUCCGACGGACACGGCCAUGUUUGGACUGUUCUAUGGGAAAGUCCCCAGGCGGAUCGGGCGCCGGGUCGAUGUGGCUGGGGCUCUGCUCCUCCUCGCGGCCAGUCUCUUCCUCGUCUUUGUCUUCGAGGAAGCAGGCUCUCGCUACGCCUGGGCUUCAGCUAUCAUCAUUGCUAUGUUGGUGCUUGCAUGUAUCUGCUGGAUUCUCUUUCCGGCUUGGGAAUACUACCUGCAGCACAAGCAAGCUGUCCAGGAGCCUAUCUUUCCUGUCCGCCUGCUCAACAAUCGUGUCAUGGUUGGGAUGAUGCUCUAUGGAUUUUUCACCGGCUUUCCCUUCAUGGCGGUUAUUGUCAACCUUACCCAGCGCUUCCAAGACGUGAACGGGGUGUCAUCAUUGCACGCAGGCAUCUAUCUCCUGCCGAUGCUGCUCUGCUCUCCGCUCGCCAGCGGUGCCAGCAGCUUCAUCGUCUCCAAGUUGAAAGUCGCGCCAUUCUAUCUUAUCGCAGGCGCAGCGGUGCUGCAGCUUGUCGGCGUGUGUCUGGUAGGCACCCUGGCCUCAACACCUCUAAUCCUCCAGCGCCAACAGUUCGCCUACGAGGUGAUCCUGGGCUUAUCGUUCGGCACGGGGCUCAGCAUGUUGCUUGUCCUAGCCGCACUAACCGUCGCGGAGAAGGAUAUGGGCGUGGCAAUGGGGGCGUUGACCCAGAUCCGCGUGUUGGGUGGAACGCUGGGGCUGGCAAUCUGCUCAACGGUAUUCAGCAACUACACCAGUUCUCGACUGAUCAACGUCGUGGACGCGGCUACCUUGCAGCAGAUAUCGGACUCGGCAACGUACAUCAACUCCCUGGCGCCGGCAGAACAGGCCGCAGUGCGAACAGUGUAUGCACAGGGGUACGCGCUGCAGAUGCACGUCAUGGCUGGAUUCAGCGGGCUAGUUGUUCUCUGUUCAGCAUUGAUAUGGCAGCGGAACCCGCGGUUUACAUUAAGCAGUACUUAG